This is a messenger RNA of Daphnia pulex (common water flea), 366 nucleotides long. Its product is annotated as nipped-B-like protein A. The transcript has 3 exons. The record is from RefSeq and is a predicted model, not a curated record. Gene Ontology annotation, molecular function: chromatin binding. Gene Ontology annotation, cellular component: Scc2-Scc4 cohesin loading complex. Gene Ontology annotation, biological process: regulation of gene expression; establishment of protein localization to chromatin; replication-born double-strand break repair via sister chromatid exchange. NCBI's taxonomy places the organism in Eukaryota, Metazoa, Arthropoda, Branchiopoda, Diplostraca, Daphniidae. Bases 11 to 271 code for a protein of 86 amino acids.
ACGACUUCAUAUGUUGGUAGAAUCCCUGAAAUCAGUUUAUCUUAAUAGUUUAUUGGAACCUUCUGUUCCCUUGCGACUGAAAGUUCAAGUGCUAAACAACAUCGAAACCUACCUUCAGGAAGAGGAAAUUCGAAUGAUCAAAGAAGAUCAGCAGUGGUCCAUGACAUCAAAGAAGGAGAAUCUCAAAGAAAUGGGAGACGUAACCUCUGGAAUGGAAGAUCGGCGCGGACCCGAAGUGGCCCUCGUCUCUGCGCCUAUAUGGGCAACUUGAUCAAAUUGCAUCAUUUAUCACCUGUCAUUGAUAUUAGCCCCAACCCCUUUGCGUGUAUACCGCAUUAGAGGCCACCAAAACGGAACGGAUUUUGA